ACACAGAUUGCAAAGUCCAAAAAGAACGGACAGUGAGGGAUUUAGUACAGUCAAACACAAAAAACUCCCAUCCCAAGACAACUGAGCAGAAUGGUUGCAAACAUCAAGACUCUUGUCUGCAUUGGACUUGCUGUUGUUUUAACAGGUGUGGGAAAAUCUGCCUUUAUUGGAAAAAGUCACAGUGGGGGGAAAGAUAACCUGGUUCUGCAGUAUGUAGUUAACAACUCCCUAAGGGAGCAUCCAGUCCUCACCAAACUCAGACUGAGAACCCUUGACGAUCAAUGGAACAGAAUGAUGGUGGCAGCAGAGCAAGCCCAGUUUAUGGCAAAUCUCAUACGACUGGUCAAUGCCACAAAAGCAAUUGAAAUAGGGAUGUACACUGGAUACAACGCUCUGAGCAUGGCUUUGGCCAUGCCAGAGAAUGGACAAGUGGUAGCUUGUGAAAUAGAAGACACCUACAUAGAAAUAGCCAAACCCUUUUUUAAAGAGGCUGGAGUGGAAAAUAAGAUUGAUGUUCAGCAUCAAAUUGCACUUAAAACUCUGGAUGAGCUGACGGCAGCUGGGGAAGCUGGAACAUACGACUUUGUGUUCAUCGAUGCUGAUAAAUCCAACUAUGACAGAUACUAUGAGAAGUCUCUGGAGCUCAUAAGAAAGGGUGGUAUAAUUGCAAUCGACAAUGUGCUGUGGAGUGGAAAGGUUAUGAACCCUGCGCCCAAUGAUACCACGUCACAGACUCUGGAUGCUCUUAAUAGGAAGAUACACAAGGACCAGAGAGUUGAACUGAGCAUGCUCACUGUGGGGGAUGGGCUCACCAUCGCUAUUAAACGCUAAUGGGGGAGUUUUUACCACACAAAUGUGUUGAACUUAUAAUGAUACUAUUCAUUAUUUGAUUAAACCAUUUACUCCCUGUUUACGUUCUUUCUGUAAAUUCAACUCUUAUUAGUCUCCACAGUUUUAGACAUCAGUAUUAUGUCAUAAGGGCUAAUUAUAAAUAUAUAUAUAAAAACAUUUUGAGCUUUUUCGACUGCCCACGAUGUCCUUCUGUUUAUCGCAUGUGGGCAAAGAAAGCAAGACCACAAGUGAGAAAACAAGAGAAUAGGGGGGAGGGAACUGGUGCCAGGACAAGAAAGAAAGAGCGAGAGAGGGAAAGAAAAGAAACAAAACAUUUCCUACUGUUAAUUUACAUGUUCAGGCAAGUGGGAGUGGUUGUGACAGAAUACCUAUAGCAUCUAUAUUUGAUCACUUUAUAUCUGAAAUGUAAAAUACUAACAAAUGGUUGAGAGUCAUAAUUUUACUGUCCUGAUUUACACUAAACAGAGACACCAUUAGAGGAAAAUACAACUGUAUUCUGUUUUUAAAUAUACAAAAUGGAACAUGUUCAAUGUCUUUUUAGUAUCACGACUACCUUAGAUUGAGAUAAAGAUUAAAACCAGACAAAAACGACCAGCUGAAGUUAGACUGGAUUAUUCCCCAAUGAUAAGCUGAUUGUUAAAACAUUGUUUUAAUUGUGCAACCUUUUAAUCUAUGUGUAAAAAAUAACACAAAGCAAAAUAAAAUAAAAAAA
Molecule: messenger RNA, 1564 nt
Organism: Gambusia affinis (western mosquitofish)
Lineage: Eukaryota; Metazoa; Chordata; Actinopteri; Cyprinodontiformes; Poeciliidae
Gene: comtd1a
Product: catechol-O-methyltransferase domain containing 1
Exons: 7
Coding region: 91-831 (246 amino acids)
Molecular function (GO): O-methyltransferase activity; S-adenosylmethionine-dependent methyltransferase activity
Source: RefSeq, a predicted model, not a curated record